AUGCCAAAUGGCGAAGUUGAAAUAAAUUUGAUCCCAAAGAAAAGAUAUUAUUAUAAAUUUGUUAUCGAUCAUAAUUGGGUAUUGGAUCCUAACUUAGCCAGUUAUUCUGAUGAGCAUGGAAAUUGGAAUCAUGAAAUUGUUGUUGAACAGCCUAUUCCUCCUUCUCCACCACAAUUACCAGAAAUUUUUAAAGAAGAUUCAACAAUUAUUCAACCUCCCGCGCCUCUUCUUACUCCACCAGAAUAUGAUUUUGAUUUUGAAAAUAAUAAAUAUGUAGGCGAGAAAGAAGAACGACAUGUAAUUAAUUAUAUUGAACAACAUAACGAUGAUUUUGAAAAUGAUAAAUAUAUAGGCGAGAAAGAAGAACGACAUGUAAUUAAUUAUAUUGAACAACAUAACGAUGAUUUUGAAAAUAAUAAAUAUGUAGGCGAGAAAGAGGAACGACAUGUAAUUAAUUAUAUUGAACAACAUAACGAUGAUUUUGAAAAUAAUAAAUAUGUAGGCGAGAAAGAGGAACGACAUGUAAUUAAUUAUAUUGAACAACAUAACGAUGAUUUUGAAAAUGAUAAAUAUGUAGGCGAGAAAGAGGAACGACAAGUAAUUGAUUAUAUUGAACAACAUAAUGAUGAUCUUGAAAAGGACACAUAUGUAGGAGAGGAAGAAGAGCACAGAUUAAUUGAACAACGUAAUUAUGAUCUUGAAAAUGACACAUAUGUAGGAGAGGAAGAAGAGCAAAGAUUAAUUGAACAACGUAAUGAUGAUCGUGAAAAUGACACAUAUGUAGGAGAGGAAGAAGAGCAAAGAUUGAUUGAGCAACAUAAUGAUGAUCUUGAAAAUGACACAUAUGUAGGAGAGGAAGAAGAGCAAAGAUUAAUUAGUAAUUAUAUUAAAGACUUUAAAAGUGAUAAAUAUGUAGGGGAAAAAGAAGAACGAAAAGUAAUUGAACAACAUAGUGAUAAUGAAGAUAUCGUACUAUUGAUAUUAAAAUGGUACAGAAAAGUUAAAUGUUGGUUUGGUUUGUUUUUUAAGAAACUAAACACGCUAAAAACACGUUUUACGAGUUAUCUUUUGUCAAUUUUUGGUUAA
Entrophospora candida is the source of this 1086-nucleotide messenger RNA. The record is from the annotation of a GenBank genome assembly. NCBI's taxonomy places the organism in Eukaryota, Fungi, Glomeromycota, Glomeromycetes, Entrophosporales, Entrophosporaceae.